Messenger RNA from Scedosporium apiospermum, 1821 nucleotides. Its product is annotated as Leukotriene A-4 hydrolase-like protein. The transcript is spliced from 5 exons. The coding region runs from base 1 to 1821 and encodes 606 amino acids. NCBI's taxonomy places the organism in Eukaryota, Fungi, Ascomycota, Sordariomycetes, Microascales, Microascaceae. Gene Ontology annotation, cellular component: cytosol. Gene Ontology annotation, molecular function: epoxide hydrolase activity; metallopeptidase activity; zinc ion binding. The record is from RefSeq and is a predicted model, not a curated record. Gene Ontology annotation, biological process: proteolysis.
AUGGGAGUUUCAGUUCGGGAUCCAAACACCCUCUCCAACUAUGCCGCUUGGCUGACCAAGCACACGACUGCCAAUCUGACGAUUGACUUUGAUGAGCAUGCUCUGAAGGGACGGGUUGACUACCGUAUUCUGUCUCGGACCCAGAAGGAGAGCAAUGAGAUCAUUCUUGACUCGAGCUUCGUCUCUGUCAAGUCUGUCUCCGUUGGCGGUUCCCCUGCACAAUGGGAGCUCAAGGAGCGCCACAAGGCCUUUGGUUCGCCUUUGCACAUCUCGGUUCCCGAGGGAGCUGCUGAGGGAGACGAACUUGACCUGAGCAUCGAGCUCCAGACUACUAAGGAGUGCACGGCGCUGCAGUGGCUUACCCCAGCGCAGACUUCCAACAAGAAGCACCCUUACAUGUUCUCUCAGUGCCAAGCCAUCCAUGCCCGCUCUCUUUUCCCAUGCCAGGAUACGCCUGACGUCAAGUCUACCUACACUUUCAACAUCACCUCCCCAUUGCCGGUAGUUGCAAGUGGUGUGCUUGAGUCCGAGACCAUCGGCGAGAAUGGUACUACUUACGUCUUUGAGCAAAAGGUCCCUAUCCCUUCCUAUCUCUUUGCUCUCGCGUCGGGAGAUAUUGCAACGGCCAAGAUUGGAUCUCGAAGCAAGAUUGCAACGGGUCCUGAGGAGCUCGAAGGUGCGAAAUGGGAGCUCGAGCAGGAUAUGGAUAAAUUUAUGGAGGUUGCCGAAAAGGUCGUCUUUCCCUACAAGUGGGGGGAGUAUAACGUCUUGGUUCUUCCCCCUAGCUUCCCCUACGGCGGCAUGGAAAACCCCGUUUAUACAUUUGCGACACCCACCAUCAUCAGCGGUGAUAGGCAAAACAUCGACGUGAUUGCCCAUGAGUUGGCCCAUAGCUGGAGUGGAAACCUCGUCACCAGCUGCAGCUGGGAGCAUUUCUGGCUGAAUGAAGGAUGGACCGUGUAUCUUGAGCGUAGGAUCGGCGCCGCUAUUCAUGGCGAGCCGGAGCGCGACUUCUCUGCGAUUAUCGGAUGGAAAGCUCUUGAGGAUUCAAUUACACAUUUCGGUGCCGAUCACGAAUACACCAAGCUCAUUCCCACGCUUAAGGGUGUGGAUCCGGAUGAUGCCUUCAGCACUGUGCCAUAUGAGAAGGGAUUCCACUUCCUGUACUACCUCGAGAAGCUCGUCGGUCGGGACAACUUUGACAAGUUCAUCCCCCACUACUUCACAAAGUUCUCGGGCAAGUCUCUGGACUCCUUUGAAUUCAAGGAGACCUUUAUCUCCUUCUUUGACAGCCUGGGAGACGAAGAAAUCAAGAAGAAGGUCGCCGAGAUUGACUGGGAGGGGCGCUUCUACAACCCUGGGUUGCCGCCUAAGCCGGACUUUGACACGUCUUACGUCGAUCAGUGCUACUCCCUCGCAGAGAAGUGGAAGGAUUCUUCCUACAGCCCUUCAAAGAGCGACGUCGAGUCGUUCUCUGCCAAUCAGAAACUCGUCUUCCUCGAAUCUAUCCAAAAAUUCGAUCCUCCCAUCAGCUCCGAGCGUGCCAAGCUCCUCGGUGAUGCCUACGACCUUCUCUCGUCGCAGAACGUUGAGCUCAAGGCCGCCUAUUACCACAUCGCGAUGGGCGCCAAGGACACUUCGUCCUAUGAAGGCGUUUCGGACCUCCUCGGCCGUGUCGGUCGGAUGAAGUUCGUAAGGCCUCUUUUUAGGGGGCUGAAUAAGGUGGAUAGAGAGUUGGCGCUGAAGACUUUUGAGAAGAACAAGGACUUUUACCAUCCUAUUUGCAGAGGAAUGGUCGAGAAGGAUCUUGGACUUGAGUAA